Molecule: messenger RNA, 793 nt
Organism: Ostrea edulis (European flat oyster)
Lineage: Eukaryota; Metazoa; Mollusca; Bivalvia; Ostreida; Ostreidae
Product: hemagglutinin/amebocyte aggregation factor-like
Exons: 5
Coding region: 80-718 (212 amino acids)
Source: RefSeq, a predicted model, not a curated record
UCAAUUAUAAAUGGUGGACAAUUUUGUUUUUGCAUGACACUUUGAUUUCAUAUUUUCUUGCACGCUUUAUACGACUUCGAUGCUAGCAAUCAUUUUCCCUCUGGUUCUGUUGUUGGAAGGCUGCAUCUCUUACUGGUCUUGGGUGAACGAUUAUGACCAAACCUUUCACUUUCAAUGUCCUAAGGACCAGUACCUAACAGGGUUAGAGAGUGUAUUCAGUAAAUCUCACAACGACCGGAAGUUCAAUCUCCGCUGUACCCCCAGCUCCUCUCUACUACAUUCCUCCUGUGCAUGGACAGAUUACGUGAAUGUGAUGGAUGAACCUUUGGUGUUCCAAUGUCCCGCUGGUGGAAUUGUCAACGGAAUAGGAAGCUCUCAUGACGAUGCUUACGAAGAUAGGAAGUUUGAAUUUCGAUGUUGUAAUAUUUCGCUGACGUGCGUGUAUAACUGUAAAUACACGGGGUGGCUGAAUGGAUUAGAAGGACACCUUAAUUACGUGGUUCCGCCAAACCAGUUCAUUAGAGGAAUUGUUAGCUUUCACAAUAACGCACAUGAGGACAGGAGGUUUGAUCUUGAGGUGUGUUCCCUCAGCUAUGAUUGCCGUCAUAGUCUUACUACACCACCCUCCACAACCACCUCCACAACAACAACAGGGAAACAUCACCUUUUCCCGAUAGUAACCGGAAACGCUCCAAACCCGGUACCCAUCCUAGGGUAGGAGACCACCAACAAUAAACUGCGCUCCUUAUGAUGCAUGUAAAUCUUCCUUUAGAUUAAACAACACUAUUGUGUA